Messenger RNA from Parastagonospora nodorum SN15, 1536 nucleotides. RefSeq lists its product as hypothetical. The transcript has a single exon. Gene Ontology annotation, biological process: ribosomal large subunit assembly. Bases 1 to 1536 code for a protein of 511 amino acids. Lineage: Eukaryota; Fungi; Ascomycota; Dothideomycetes; Pleosporales; Phaeosphaeriaceae. Gene Ontology annotation, molecular function: protein binding. The record is from RefSeq and is a predicted model, not a curated record. Gene Ontology annotation, cellular component: nucleolus.
AUGGCGACACAGUACCCACCGCCCUCGAAGCGCCAAAAGCGCGAGCAGGGAGAAAUCGCCCGCCAACAAGCAGAAAUCGAUACCACAAUCCCCGAUGGCACAGUGCGAGUGCGCUUCGUCGACCAGGCUACCGGCGAGAGCGGCAGUCUUCCUGUCCUCACCGUUCCGCUCUCACAGGCUUCGACCAAGAACCUCGAAAUUCUCUUGAACGAACUCAAAGACCAAUCCGACGACCAAAUACCAUACCGUUUCUUCCCAGACGGGGCUACCGAAGCUCUUGGAGACAAGGAAGAUCUAUACAAUGCGUUGGUCAAGUCGGGGAAGGCUUCUUCUGAGAGCGAGAUUGUGCUGCAGUAUGCGCCCCAAGCAGUGUUUAGAGUGAAGGCUGUGUCAAGAUGCGCGGCAGCUAUUUCGGGUCAUGGAGACAACAUAUUGGCUGUGCAGUUCUCGCCACUGAAUUCAGGUCGCAUGGCGAGUGGAAGUGGAGACAAGACGGUUAGGAUAUGGGACUGCGAUACAGGCACGCCAGUACAUACGCUCAAGGGUCAUACGAAGUGGGUUCUUGCGGUCAGCUACUCGCCUGAUGGGUCGUUGUUGGCAACCGGAGGAUAUGACAACGAAGUCAGGGUAUGGGACCCGAAUACUGGCAAGCAGAUUGGCGGGCCACUGAAAGGACACACAGGCUUCAUCACUUCGCUGACUUGGGAGCCAUUUCAUCUGCAAGAGCCAGGACGGCCAAGAGUUGCGUCGUCCUCAAAAGACGGCACCGUAAGAGUUUGGGACGCAGUGGGUGGAAAGAUCGACUAUGCGCUGGCAGGCCACAAAGGCAGCGUGACCUGCGUCAAGUGGGGAGGCACUGGAAGGAUAUAUACCUCUUCCCAUGACAAGACUAUCAAAGUCUGGGAUGCUUCUGUCGGCACGUUGGUCAACACUCUAUCCGGCCACGCACAUUGGGUGAACCACCUGGCUCUCUCUACCGACUUCGUUCUCCGGACUGCAUACCACGACCAUACACGAAAAGUACCCGCGUCACCCGAAGAGAAGCUCGCAAAAGCAAAGUCACGGUUCGAGAAAGCCGCGACCAUCAACAACGAGAUUGUGGAGCGAUUGGCAACCGCCUCGGAAGAUUGCACACUCAUCCUGUGGACCCCGUUGAGCAGCAACAAACCAGUUACUCGCAUGGUAGGCCAUCAGAAGCAGAUCAACCAGGUCACGUUUUCACCAGAUGGCCAACUGCUCGCCUCCGCAGCGUGGGACAACCACGUCAAGCUGUGGUCUGCUCGUGAUGGAAAGUUCCUCAACACCCUUCGAGCCCACGUCGGCCCCGUCUACAUGACAUGUUUCUCCGCUGAUAGCAGGUUGUUGGCGAGCUGCAGCAAAGACACUACGCUGAAGGUGUGGGACAUGCGGACAGGAAAACUGAAGGAGGAUUUGCCGGGUCACAAAGAUCAGGUGUUUGCGUUGGACUGGAGUCCGGAUGGUGAGAGGGUGGGUAGUGGUGGUGCGGACAAACAGGUCAGGAUAUGGAGAAACUGA